AUGAAGCCCUUCCGUGACAACAUCUUCAAGGCUUGGAAGUCAACUGGAAAGCCUGUCACGGAAAGCAUCUACGAUGGCGAGAUAAAUGGUCUCUAUCAUGGUUGUGAUACUAUUUGCAAAGGAGUGCGCUCCGGAAGUUACCUCUUCCUCAAGGACAAGCCUAAUAUCACGGUUCCAGCUGAGGCUCACGCUAAGAAGCUACUCAUCAGCUACGCCGAUCGAGUUUGCCGCAACGUGCACGUCGUUCUUCUAAACGGCAAGGAUGCCAAGCUUUACUCAGACUUGAAUGGUGUUGGUCCUGCACGUGAGCUCAAAGAAUUCGACAUUGAUGUAAUUGUUGACUCGCGUCAUGUUGGUCAGAAUCUUAUGAAUCAUCCGGCUGUACCUUUUGUCCUGCGUGUUAAACUGGAGCUUGGUAUGGAUACUGCUGUUCUCAGGAAGGGCCCUGAGAAUGAGAAGAUGCAUGCCCAGUAUAAGAGAGACCAUUCCGGUCUUGCCGAUUCAGGCUUCUUGGAAGUCGUGGGCUUCCCGCGAAUUGAUGAAUAUCUGGAGAAUGAUCCUGACUAUCAGAAGGCCAAGAAGGCCAACGGGGGAAGGGAUCCUUUCUCUCCUGAGGGACAGCCACAUGUUGAGCUCGAUUUUGUGUGCCUUUGGGGCAGCGCAUUCCAGUGGCACUUCCCACCUCCUCCGGAAGGCGAACACACCACUGCCGUCGUGGAUCUUAUCCGUCCCAUCUCAGGCCCCGGCGAGGUUACCUUGAAGAGUGCCGAUCCGCUCGAGCAACCCUACAUCAACCUGAAUUUCUUCGCUGAUGAACUUGAUAUCAUUGCCAUGCGCGAGGGUAUCCGCUUCACCUAUGAUGUAUUGACCAAGGUUGACGGCUUCAAGGACCAGGUUAUAUCAGAGUCGCCGUGGCCGAUGCCGCUUUAUUCCAACUCAGAGAUGAAGCGUGCGGUCUUGGAUCGCUGCCAGACCGCCUUCCAUCCCGUUGGAACUGCCCGACUUAGCAAGAAUAUCGAGCAGGGUGUGGUUGAUCCCGCGCUCAAGGUUCAUGGAGUUCAUAAUCUCCGCGUUAUCGAUGCUUCUGCCAUCCCACUGAUUCCUGACUGCCGUAUCCAGCACUCUGUGUACGCAGUGGCUGAAAAGGGCGCCGAUAUGAUCAAGGCUGAUCAUAAGGAUCUCAGUCACAACCGGGCCUUGUAA
Molecule: messenger RNA, 1203 nt
Organism: Trichoderma gamsii
Lineage: Eukaryota; Fungi; Ascomycota; Sordariomycetes; Hypocreales; Hypocreaceae
Exons: 3
Coding region: 1-1203 (400 amino acids)
Molecular function (GO): oxidoreductase activity, acting on CH-OH group of donors; flavin adenine dinucleotide binding
Source: RefSeq, a predicted model, not a curated record